AUGGACGACGAUAACGCCAACAACCCCGACGCUCCUCUACUCUCCGAGAACCGAACAAGCCCUCGAUCGUGGUACCAGUCGAGGACACUCUUAGGAGGAGAAGGCGCUCACGCAGGUGCUAAAGCUGCUACGGAGGACUUGAUUCCUAAUGGCUCGGGGACGUGGUUUAUAUGGGCACUUACACUAUCCGCAGGCCUCAGUGGACUGCUGUUUGGAUAUGAUACCGGCGUCAUUUCAUCGACCUUAGUAUGCAUCAAAACGGAUCUGUCCCAUCGAGAGCUGACAACCUUGGAUAAGAGCUUAAUCACAUCAUCCACAAGUCUAUUCGCGCUUAUCUCGAGCCCCAUUGCGGGAGCUUUAGGUGACAGGCUUGGAAGAAAACCCGUCAUCUUGAUCGCAGACGCUCUAUUCGUCGUCGGCGCACUGUGGCAAGCGGCCACCUCAGAUGUCAGUGGCAUGAUUGUCGGUCGGAGUUUGGUGGGGUUGGCCGUUGGAGCGGCAAGUCUGAUUACGCCCUUGUACGUAAAGAUGCGCUCAAGUGCGAGCGAGCAACGUCUUGAUUUCUCCUUUCUGCUGGUUCAAGCCGUUGCGGAAGAGUGCAGCACAUCUACGACGUUAUUGAAUGGCGUGCUGAUUCGAUCCUGCACCUCUAAAUCUAGGUACAUUGCUGAACUCUCCCCGUCAGAAAUUCGGGGCAGAUUAGUGACUGUUCUCGCGCUUUUCAUCACCGGUGGCCAGGUAACUGCCUAUGUAACCGGGUGGCUACUAUCUACAGCUCCAUCAGGCUGGCGCUGGAUGGUUGGGCUCGGCGCCCUCCCAGCUUUAAUUCAACUUUUCAUCCUUAUAUUCCUCCCAGAGACACCACGGUGGCUAGUGAAAGCCGGCAAGGAUAAUGAAGCCCGUCUGGUAUUAGGCAAAGUCUACGGCAAGUCUGAUAUAAUCAGACAGGCGGUCGACCGGAUCAUUCGAGAUAUCGAGAAUGAUAUUAAUGAAGAAAGCCAAAGAUUGGCCCCACAGCAAGACGCGACGUCCGAGGCCUCACAAUGCCUAAAUUCUAUGCUCCAAUCCUGGAGCAGCUUAUUCCGAAUUCCCUCAAAUCGCCGUGCCCUGAUUAUAGCUUGUAUGCUACAGGGUUUUCAACAACUCUGUGGUUUCAAUUCGCUGAUGUAUUUUUCGGCAACCAUUUUCGAUCUCCUUUCUUUUUCCUCGCCAACAUUAACAUCGCUGUCAGUGGCUGUGACGAAUUUCAUCUUUACCUUAUUAGCUUUCUCCCUCAUCGAUCGUAUCGGCCGAAGACGAAUUCUUCUCUCAUCUAUUCCAAUCAUGGCCGUCUCCCUUCUCUUCUGUGCAGCCGUAUUCCCUGCUAUGGAUAUCUUUCCAACUCCGGGUAAAGGGAUGGCUGCCGGAGUCGACAGCAACGACUACGCAGCUGCUCCCCAACCGGGCCUUAAACCCGUACUCAUUCUUAUAUCCCUAACGAUGUAUACCGCUUCCUAUGCCUCUGGUUUGGGGAACGUUCCCUGGCAACAAUCCGAACUGUUUCCCCUUCAGGUCCGAUCCCUCGGUUCUGCACUCGCAACCGCGACGAACUGGGGAUCGAAUUUCCUCGUUGGGCUUACAUUCCUGCCACUAAUGGAGUUCAUUUCACCAGGUUGGACAUUUUUGAUUUAUGCAGUUGUCUGCAUUGUGGGCUGGCUUGCCGUGUGGGCUAUUUAUCCUGAAAUGAGUGGGCUUGGAUUGGAGGAUGUUAAAAGUCUGUUAGUAGAUGGAUGGGGCGUUAGGGAAAGCCUAGAGAGGUUUGCGAAAAGGAGAGGAAAUGUUGUUCAGACAUAA
This is a messenger RNA of Coccidioides immitis RS, 1833 nucleotides long. Its product is annotated as sugar porter (SP) family MFS transporter. Gene Ontology annotation, cellular component: membrane. Gene Ontology annotation, molecular function: myo-inositol:proton symporter activity. Bases 1 to 1833 code for a protein of 610 amino acids. The record is from RefSeq and is a predicted model, not a curated record. The transcript has 2 exons. Lineage: Eukaryota; Fungi; Ascomycota; Eurotiomycetes; Onygenales; Onygenaceae. Gene Ontology annotation, biological process: transmembrane transport.